This is a messenger RNA of Iphiclides podalirius (scarce swallowtail), 213 nucleotides long. NCBI's taxonomy places the organism in Eukaryota, Metazoa, Arthropoda, Insecta, Lepidoptera, Papilionidae. The record is from the annotation of a GenBank genome assembly.
AUGCCCCUCAAAAACUACGCCCCCUCAACCACCAUGCCCCUCAAAAACUACGCCCCCUCAACCACCAUGCCCCUCAAAAACUACGCCCCCUCAACCACUACGCCCCCUCAACCAAUACGCCCCUCACCACCACGCCCCAUCAAUUACCACGUCUCAGCAGCUGCUCCUCGGAACGGGUCUACCUACCGUCUUCCAGCAGGACGCGCUGGAGCG